AUAAGCUGAAAAUUAAGCCCCAGUACACGUGUGUGUGUGUGUGUAUGUAUGUUCAACUCUGAAUUUUCUCUCUAUCCUCUCUAUUGAUCAUCUGUAGCAGGCUUUUGAGAAAUUGAAGCUAGCUAGGCCUCCAUGGCCUCUUCAAUUUUCUUAUACAAUUCUCUCUCUAUUAGGCGUUUAUCAGAUUCUUUUAGAGGCUUGUUCUUCAUGCACAUUAGCUUAGCUUUCAUUACCAUUUUUAUGAUUUUCUUCUACAUCUCUUCAACCUCGAAAAUUCUGAUUCAAACACAACACAUCGAACACAGAACCCCUCUUUAUAUAAAACAAUCACUAGGGUCUCCAACCAACCCUCCACUCACCAACUUAAGUAUGAAAUUAAUUUCAUUCCACAAACCUUUUGGCGCUAAAAGUUCAUUUUCCGAUGUGCUGAAAGCAGCCGAAGAAGGCGGCGAAACCCCUCCCUUCACUAGGGAUGGCGGUGAAGGAGCUAAGAGAAGGUGGUCAACUGGAGUACGUCAUGAUCAAAUGAGCCUAAAUGCCGAAGAAGGCGGCGAAACCCCUCCCUCGACUGGGGAUGGUGGUGAAGGAGCUAAGAGAAGAUGGUCAACUGGAGUACGUAAUGAUCAUAUGAGCUUAAAUGGAGAGGAUGAGAAUGAGGUGUUCCAUGACAGAGAAAUGUUUGUAGAAAACUACAAGAGAAUGAAUAGAAGCUUGAAGAUAUAUGUGUAUCCUCACAAAAGAGACGAUCCCUUUGCCAACAUACUCUUGCCAGUGAAUUAUGAACCAGGGGGUAACUAUGCAAGUGAAAGUUACUUCAAGAAAGUGCUUUUCAAAAGCCAUUUCAUCACCAAAGACCCUUCAGAAGCACACCUCUUCUACCUACCAUUUUCAAUUGCAAGUAUGAGGCAUGACAAGAGAGUUGGUGUCGGUGGUAUCCAAAAUUUUAUCCGAGACUACAUCUUCAACAUCAGUCAUAGCUACCCCUACUGGAAUAGGACAGGUGGGGCUGACCACUUCUAUGUUGCUUGUCAUUCCAUUGGGAAGGUAGCUAUGGAGAAAGCAGUGGAAGUGAAAAUCAAUGCCAUUCAAAUGGUCUGCACAUCCAACUAUUUUAUACAUGGAUAUGUUCCUCAUAAAGAUGCUUCUUUGCCUCAAAUUUGGCCAAGACGAGGAGAUCCCCCAAAUGUUGCACCAUCCAAAAGGAAAAAGCUUGCCUUCUUUGCUGGAGCAAUGAACUCCCCAGUACGUCAAUACGUCCUCAAAGUAUGGAGAAACGACUCCCAGAUCUUCGUCAACAAUGGCCGGCUCAAAACGCCUUACGACAGAGAGCUUCUUCGGAGCAAGUUCUGCCUCCAUGUGAAGGGGUUUGAAGUGAACACAGCACGCAUUGGGGAUGCUCUGUACUAUGGUUGUGUCCCUGUGAUAUUGGCUGAUCACUAUGACCUCCCAUUUGCAGACAUUUUGAAUUGGAAGAGCUUUUCACUUAUUGUCACCACUGCAGACAUCCCAUUGCUGAAGAAAGUGCUUCAAGGGAUAAGCUCUGAUGAGUAUCAAAGGUUGCAAAGCAAUGUGUUGAAGGUGAGAACGCAUUUCCAGUGGUAUGUUUCUCCAGUUGAAUAUGAUGCCUUUUACAUGGUUAUGUAUGAAUUAUGGCUCCGAAGAAGUCAUGUAAGAAUUUCUUUUUAGUGUUUUAAUUUGUUGAAUCCCAAUCAAUAAGUAUAUGUUGAUAUAGUUGUGUAUAUAUAAAUGUUUAAAAAUUAAAAUUUCUUUACAA
Cornus florida is the source of this 1774-nucleotide messenger RNA. Its product is annotated as probable glycosyltransferase At5g03795. The record is from RefSeq and is a predicted model, not a curated record. Lineage: Eukaryota; Viridiplantae; Streptophyta; Magnoliopsida; Cornales; Cornaceae. Gene Ontology annotation, molecular function: glycosyltransferase activity. The coding region runs from base 133 to 1686 and encodes 517 amino acids. The transcript is spliced from 4 exons.